UAAAGUCAACAUUUCAUUACCAAGUUUCUCUCCUCAUCAGAUCAACACAGAGCAGCUCCUUCAAAUGUUUGGUUUUGUGUCAGCAUUAUCCAUUACAACAGAGAAACAAGGCUACACAAUGAAGACACCAGAAGCUGUAUCCUGUCUUCCAGUCAAACCACUGCUUGAUGAACCAGAGCUCCUCACUACCAUAAACACUGGGCAUAAAUAUGUACACAGUGUUGCUUGUCUCAGUGAUGAAAAAAUCUGGACACACCAUAAUGACAAAAUCAUGAAACUCUACAACCUCCAGGGCAAACUACUGAAGUCAAUCAAAAUCAAUUCUGGGAACAUACCAAGGGACAUAGCAGUGACAAGGAGUGGAGAUCAAGUUUAUACUGACCCUCGUACAAGAACUGUAAACAUAGUGAAGAAUAAACAGAUACAGAAAAUUAUCAGACUACUGGGGUGGAUACCUUACUUUGUCUGUAGUACCUCCUCUGGUGACCUCCUGGUUAUCAUGGAUAGUGAUGAUGGAAAACAAACAAAAGUUGUCCGUUACUCUGGCUCCAAAGAAAAACAAACCAUUCAGUUUGACAGUGAAGGCAAACCUCUGUAUUCAUCUGGUUACAUUAAAUACAUCAGUGAGAACAGGAACCUGGAUAUCUGUGUGGCUGACAAUUUAGCCAGUGCAGUAGUGGUGGUUAAUCAGUCAGGAAAACUCCGAUUUAGAUACACUGGUCAUCUCUCUACUACCAAGGUAUCAUUUGAUCCACGUGGCAUCACAACUGACAGCCAGAGUCAAAUCCUGUCGGCAGACUUUGAUAACAACUGUAUCCACAUUCUAGAUCAGGACGGACAGUUCCUCCGUUACAUCGAUAAUUGUGGUCUACAGCAUCCAUAUGGUUUAUGUGUAGACAUCAGAGACAACCUCUUUGUGACUGAACUUGACAGUGGUAAAGUGAAGAAAAUCAAAUAUGUGUAA
This is a messenger RNA of Saccostrea cuccullata (small rock oyster), 964 nucleotides long. RefSeq lists its product as uncharacterized. The transcript has a single exon. Bases 65 to 964 code for a protein of 299 amino acids. Gene Ontology annotation, molecular function: translation repressor activity; ubiquitin protein ligase activity; protein binding. NCBI's taxonomy places the organism in Eukaryota, Metazoa, Mollusca, Bivalvia, Ostreida, Ostreidae. The record is from RefSeq and is a predicted model, not a curated record. Gene Ontology annotation, biological process: proteasome-mediated ubiquitin-dependent protein catabolic process; protein polyubiquitination; negative regulation of translation.